This is a messenger RNA of Astyanax mexicanus (Mexican tetra), 2460 nucleotides long. RefSeq names its product RING finger protein 122. The coding region runs from base 799 to 1263 and encodes 154 amino acids. The transcript has 7 exons. Gene Ontology annotation, cellular component: endomembrane system. Gene Ontology annotation, molecular function: zinc ion binding; ubiquitin protein ligase activity. NCBI's taxonomy places the organism in Eukaryota, Metazoa, Chordata, Actinopteri, Characiformes, Acestrorhamphidae. The record is from RefSeq and is a predicted model, not a curated record.
CAGCAAAUCACAUGAGCAGAGAUAUGUUUACAAACUGAGCAGGAGAGGAGUGCUCGGCACCAUUAUGAGAGGAAGACUGGGUGAGCAGAGGAGCUGAAGGAGCUGAAGAAGACACACAGAGACAGGGUGGACCCUUUCUUCUUCACAAGGCGGUCAUUUUGUUCCCUGUCUGUCCUCUCCUUUUUGAUUUUUUGGAGGGGAGAGAGACACAGAGCCUUGAGAGACUGAGAGAAAGAGAGAGAGAGAGCAGGACAGAUGGUGAAGAGGAGACAGAGCCAUCACCAGCACAAUGCCACCCACAGCCUGAAGAAGAGCUACAUUCACAGCUCCAUUCACCCACAGACUGCUCUCAGUCUGACUGCACUCAGCCUCUCAGCUCUUCUCCUUUCCCGCUUUGUUGCUGAAGGGUGAACGCAAUGAGAAGACCAUUCUAAAGGACAAGAAGAGCAGGUGGGCUUCAAAAAGGAGCACUCAACAUUUUGACGCCUGUGCCAACUCUCAAGUGGACAAUGAGUGACUUGUGUUUGUGAGUGUUUCAAGCAAGACAACAAACCCCUCCUACUUCCACACAAACAGCGCUCCAAACAGUCUAGGUUCUAAGGAAUGUGGUGGGUGCUCCCAAUGUGUUAACCCAAGGCUGCUGUGAAGAUUUCUUUGACUGUGGUGUCGUUGUUGUAGGAGUUUCACGAAGACAAAGCCCUGAUUAUAUAGAUUUAAUAUCUUUGUAAUCCGUCAAAACACAGACUCUGCCUCUCCCGUUUCACUGGAUAUUCUUGGAGGAGCCUGUCGCUUUGUUUCAUGAACCCUCUCCAGUGGUGUAACGGAUGUCUGUGUGACCUGGGACUGCAGAUUUCAGACUGCAAGAUGAGCACCGACACCACAUACCGCCUUCCGCUCAAUGUCUACGUCAUUAUCCUUGGGAUUGGCCUCUUCAUCUUCAUGUUGAGCAUGAUCUUCUGCUGUUACUUGUUUAGCCUGAGACGGCAGGGCACACGGGAGCAGUAUGGAUAUAAUGAGGUGGUUCUAAAGGGAGCAGGGAAGAAGCUAAGCCUGCUUGGACAGACCUGUGCAGUUUGCCUAGAGGAAUUCAGGAGCAGGGAUGAGCUUGGUGUGUGUCCCUGCUCUCAUGCCUUCCAUAAAAAGUGUUUGGUGAAGUGGCUGGAAAUCCGAAGUGUCUGCCCCAUGUGUAAUAAACCCAUCUGCAGGCUCCAGCCUGACCCCCCGCAGGGGGCCGAAGGGCCGCAGAACCCCCUGGAGGUAUGAAAGAAGAGGCUGGUGUCAGUAAAGAGGAACAGGAGGCUCUCACUGUGUGGAACAGGCUCAGUUUCAUUUGAGAACAAUGUUUAAAAACACACACAGUGUCACUUGACGUCAUGUAGCCCACUCCCAUAUCCAACUGGCUCACUUUCUACUACUGAGCUUUACCAUGGACACUGUAAUGUCUUGAAGUUCUGAUUCAGUGCACUAUGCAUUUGGCCUUAAAAGAAGGUGGUUAUAUUGAUGCCCUCGACAAGAGAAAGAGAGAAAGAGAGUUAGAAGAGAGUAUCACAGAACUUGGAUGCAAUGAGUAGACACUGCACAGUAUAUAUGCACACUAAUGCCAUCAGAAUGGUGGGGGAAAUUAUAUUAAUACAGAUCGAUAAAUAGCCUUUUUGAUGAAUAGCCUCUUCAUCAAAAAACUGUUGCACCCAGAAGGAAUUAACUGACAAGAAUGAAAUGAGAUGAGUCAGACCGUCGGACAAGUCCUGGUCUUGUCUUGGUGGAGACAACCAAUGAAUACUAUUUGUUCUCAGACUUCACGUGUUCAGAAUGACUAGUGUCAUGGCGUGGGGUGCAAAUUUGUACAAUGCCGGGUCACCUUUGGUCUUCCUUACAAAUACUUUGGUAGACCUACUGUAGGUUACAUUAAUAAGGUCCUGCAAGCAGAGGCACACUUCAGUGCGCUAUUCCAACAGGACAAUGCUUAUCCACACACUGCCAGUUGCAUUGCCAAGCCUGUCCCUAAUUGAACAUGUGUGGGAUGCUAUUGGACACGUUAUCAAACUCCACCCAUACCACUCCUUACCCUUUAUCUUCCUUCUGAACAGCAUUGCAAUCUGAUACUUCCUUCUGGGUGCAACUAUUUUUGCAACCGUUUCUCUGGCGAUGAGUGUAUUAAGUGUCAGAAUGGAGCAUUUUUGUGUCCAAAGCCUGGUCUUGGAGCUUGAUGAUUAUGGGAGGGUUUCCUCUUGCCAAAAUGAUUUCAGACACAGUUAAAUCAAUACGAUUAUAAAUAAAUCAAUGGAUCACAGAGGAAUUUAACAUUUUUAAAUGCCUGCCAGCACAGCCCUCUCAGCGCUCCCAGCUCUCCCAGCACGCCCAGACCAGAUUUGGGUGAAUUGGAGAUAAUGGGUAAUCUUUAAGUUAUUUUGAAAUUGUUAUUUUAUAUUGUACAGACCUCUUAAUAAAGUGUAACAUUAA